AUGGGGGUUCCGUUUGAAGCUCUCUUGCCUUAUGGAAUUAUAAUUUGUAUGUUUGGGAUUACUGGAGCGGGAAUGUCAAAAAUUAGGCAUAUGCAAAAUGGUGGCAAGAGGGCAAGACACUCUAUUGAUCAAUGGGAUAGAGUGAUGAUGGAUCGUGAUAGAAGGUUGACUGGUUGGCUCAGAGGACAAACUGACAGUCCGACGGCGCCAAAAGGAUAUGAGCUGAACAAUCCAUGGAGAGUGAGCAAAUAUGUCAUUCAAGAGUGUCGUCCAACUGACCAAAUUCUAGUUAGAAAAGCGUAUUACCUGAGAUCACUAACACUUUUCAGUUCGAAUAAGGAGGCUAGAAUAAGACGUAGGAAGAUCUGA
Messenger RNA from Blumeria graminis f. sp. triticale, 369 nucleotides. NCBI's taxonomy places the organism in Eukaryota, Fungi, Ascomycota, Leotiomycetes, Helotiales, Erysiphaceae. The record is from the annotation of a GenBank genome assembly.